Paramecium sonneborni is the source of this 1762-nucleotide messenger RNA. Lineage: Eukaryota; Ciliophora; Oligohymenophorea; Peniculida; Parameciidae. The record is from the annotation of a GenBank genome assembly.
AUGCUGACCGAAUUUACAUCCUUCUUUGAUAAUCUCGAAGUUGUUCAUAAACUCAAACAUAUUUGGUCUAAGUUUUAACAAACUACUUAUGAAGUAAAUAAUUUUGUAUGCAUCAUAGAAUGAUUAAAUAAUCUACAAGUCGGUGUGUCAUAAAAUAAGUAGAAAAAAGAAGAAGGCCAAACCCAUCUUAAUCUAAUUAGGAUAGGAAUGGUUAUAUCUUUUUAAAGAUUAAAAUCCACAUGGAAUGCUUUAAUUAACUGUGGUUAUAAUGAGCAUUUUUAAAAGUGAUUUUGGAAUGGCUAUUAGAUUAUUAAGAAAUGGAUAAUAUUUUGAUAUAAUAUCAUCUGAUGCAAAUAUAUUAAAGUAAUUAUUGUAGUAUAAGUGUUUAUAAACUACAUUUCAUGAUGAAUUCAGUGUUUCUAAAAUGAUAGGAAAAGGAAGUUUUGCUAAAGUUUAUCUUGCAGCUAAAAAAUCAUCAGGAGUCUAGUAUGCAAUUAAGGCAUUCAAUAAAGAAUAUAUGUUAGAACAAUAUAAAGGCAAAGAAAGCUUAGAGAAUGAAAUUAGAGUAAUGAGAAGAUUAAAUUAAGAAAAUCUUGUUCAUUUACAUGAAGCAUAUGAAACAUAAAAUUCAAUAUAUUUUGUUAUGGAUCUUUUAUAAGGAGGUGAAUUAUUAACAAGAGCUAAAGUUUAUCCAUAUUCUACGGAGGCUUUAUAACAAAUAAUGUAUAAUUUUAUCAAAGCACUUGUGCAUAUUCACAGCAAGAAGUGUAUUCAUAGAGAUUUAAAACCAGAAAAUUUACUUUUAAAAACUAAAGAAUCAUCAACUGAUGUUGUUAUUGCUGAUUUUGGAUUAGCAACCUUUUUAAAUGAAUAGAUUUUAAUUAAAAGAUGUGGUACACCUGGAUUUGUUGCACCUGAGAUUUUAACAUAUAAGGAAGAAGAUCCUUUUUAUGAUGAAAAAUGUGAUAUAUUUAGUGCUGGAGUUAUAUUUUAUAUUCUUCUUACAGGAAGGUAACCUUUUUAAGGUUCUGAUUAUAAAGCUAUCCUAAAAUCUAAUAAAAAUUGUGAAAUUAAUUUCAAUCUUAAAGAAAUAUUGUCAGUAUUUUCUAUAUAUGUAAUCUUAGUCAUCAUAAAAAUUAUAAGAUUUGUUGGGAAUAAUGCUUAAUUAAAAUCCUAAAGAUAGACCAAGUGCUGAAGCUUGUUUAUAACAUCCUUAUUUUUAAGAAAUUUUUAAUAAAAAAGAUUUAAUUGAUGUUUAGGAAAAUUUAAUCUAAUAUGAACUUGAAAAUUAAUAAAGAAUAGGAAAGAAAGAGAAUUUUGAUAGUUAAGUUGGUUCUAUGGAAUUAAUAACUAGAUCUCCUGUUUAUAAUGGUCGUAUUGAUACGUUUGAUUCAUUUUCAAAUGGAUCAAUUCCAGGAUCACCAAUUCGUUAAGAAAAACCAUUAUAAUAAUUUUCUAAAUUUAGUCAAUUUUGUUUAAAUAUGAAGAAUGUACAACAUGAUUCCAAUAGCAGUCCUCAAGCCUCUCCUUUAAAUAAAAAAAAUGAUUAAUAAGAUCUUCAUAAAUUUGCACUAAAAAACUCUUUUUAGAAAAAGCAAUUGAGUGUGGAUGAUGAUUAUGUAAAUGAAGAAUCAGUCCACAUAGAAGAUGUCAUAUAAAAAUUAAAUUCUUAAACACCAAAAAUUGGUCUUUUCAAAAAAAGUGCUUCCUAUAAGGAACCAAAAACAAUGUAGGAAUGAUAUUUAUCAAUUUAUAAAUUGCC